GGUUACUCACUCAUAAACUCUGGGUGAGUGGGAGGGCUUGCCUGAGCUCCACUGUGCACUGGGAAGUUGCGGCAGUGAGGAGAUCAUCACUAAAAGUGCGGACUGUCGACCGGAGCCAGGUGACCGCACCGAGGAGAUGCUGCUAAAACACAACGGGACUCAUCUUCUGCUCACCGUCACCUGCAUGUGCUUCUCAGGAGGUUUGCUUUGGUCCUACCAAGAAGAGGAUGCCACUGACGGUGAGAAAUGCUCGGAAAAUAAUAUUUCUACCACAAAGUACCCCUGCGUGAAGUCAACCGGAGAGGUUACGACGUGUUACAGAAAGAAAUGUUGCAAGGGCUUUAAGUUUGUUCUGGGCCAGUGCAUUCCUGAAGACUAUGACGUGUGUGCCGGCGCCCCCUGUGAACAGCAGUGUACUGACCAUUUCGGUAGAGUGGUGUGUACCUGUUACCCUGGCUACCGCUAUGACCGUGAGCAUCACAGAAGGCGAGAGAAGCCCUAUUGUCUGGACAUCGAUGAAUGCGCAGACAAAAACAUGACUGCAUGCGCUCAGAUCUGCAUUAACUCUGUAGGGAGCUACAGGUGUGAGUGUGAGAAAGGCUACUUCCUGGAAGAAGAUGGAAAAACAUGCACCAAGGGGGAGAGAGCAGUACAUCUCUUUGAGAAGUCCGAUAAUGUCAUGAAUACUGGAACCUGCUCAGCCACGUGUGAUGAUUUCUACCAAAUUAAGAUGUCUGUACUACAGCUUAAACAGAAGAUGGCCUUGCUGCCAAACAGUGCUGGCAUCCCUGAGCAGAUGACAAGUGAAAAAAUCCUGUCACCUAUAUUUUUACCAGGGCCUCCAGGUUCCCCUGGACCUCCAGGAGAUCCAGGACCGGAGGGCCCUCCAGGAAUUUCAGGACAGACAGGGCCCCCCGGCCCACCUGGCCCUCGAGGCUUGAUGGGACCCAUUGGACCCACACCAGACCUGCACCAUAUCAAACGAGGCCCUCGGGGACCUGUGGGGCCUCCAGGAGCACCAGGAAAAGACGGUCUAAAGGGAGACAGAGGAGCUCCUGGGCCUGUUGGACCACCAGGCCCCCCAGGCUCCUUUGAUUUCCUGCUUCUACUGAUGGCAGACAUCCGCAAUGACAUCGCUGACCUGCAGAGCAAGGUGUACGGUCGACCAAUGCACUCUCCAGAGGAGGACUUUCCUGUUGUCCCAGACAGCUGGAGAGAAAACCAGGACCGUUUAGAUACCGGCUCCGGCGAGGACUCUAAGGAAGCUCCACCUCGAACAGGCGGAGGGUCCAAGAGGAAUAGGAAAAGGAAACCAGCGCGAGAGAAAACGGGCUGAACGAACUGGAAUGAAUGAAAAGGUGGUUUUAAAUACUUUGUGUUUGGUGUGAAUGUUGGAAUGGUUUGUCUUUUUAUUUAACUUCUUUUUAAAAAGAACAUACUGUAUGCUGUUUGAUCACAGAUUUUCUAUUUUUGUAUGAUAUGCAACAUAAUGUGUUCUAUUUUUUAACAAAAAUGAGUAGACUGUGCCAACGCAUGUUUAUUUACUGCAUUUUUCAGAAACAUAUUUUCCUUUACACCACAUUAAAGGAGUCUCUCAUAAGAAAAAAAUUCUCAUUACUUCAUAAAAGAUGCAAACAGUGCAUCAGUUUCAUAAUUUUGUGCUUGCAGAGGAACUGAAGUACCAAAAUCCAGAAUUUUAUCUUCUAACAUUAGUGCAUUUAGCUUUCAUCUAUAACACACCCCCCGCUGUUAUUUUUUUCAUUGUGUUAUAGCAAAGUAAUGAUUCAAAUAAAUUUUGGAUAUACUGCUGUAGUCCCCCUUAGCAGCAGUAAUUAAAGCUGCAGCUGAGGAUUAGUGAUUACUGUUUCAAAUGUCAAAAAAUGACAGAGCACCUUAUACAAUAAUACAGCGUCACUCAGGGUGAAGACUUUGCUUAUCUUGUUAAACUUGGAGGAGCUUUUUUUGGUAAUCGGUUUGCAACCUGUAACAGCAUCAGUGUGAGAAGAUGGUUCAAUUUAAAUUUUGUAAAACUUUCCAUAAUCAGUUUCUAGAUCUUACUAAGAAAAGUAAGAUGCUUAUUUGUUAUCAGUGCUUCCUUUAUAGCGAGUAACGUCAUGUGCUGUGGAGUCAGUCGAAGAGCUGCGUUAGGGAGUGUGUAGGGUUGUUUUUGUUUGUUUGUUUAUUUUACCCUGUAACUUGAUCAUAAACUUCUUAAAACUGAAUUACAUCUCCUGUCAUGUGCGCCAGACUUAAGUUACUGUCCCUACAACUGAUUAGUGGCUUGUUUCAAGACUGAGAAUGGACGCCACUGCACUGACAAAAAGAAUAAUAUAACUUUUAACGUUUUAAUUUGUGGGGCUGCAACACUGUAUGUGGACUUGAAAUGUGUUCUGCAAAAUAUACUGUAUGUUGAAAUGAUUGCAUGUCUUUAAAUACUUCAUCCCCUUCGGUCAUGAUACAGGAAAUUUGGUGGGAAAAAAAAUUCAUCUUCUGCCUAACAUUAUCUUUUUAGGUAAGAGAUGCCACAAAAUGAAUAUUAAAGUGCAAUAAAUAACUAUAGAAAGUGAUGCACACAGUUGUGUAUGCGG
Messenger RNA from Archocentrus centrarchus (flier cichlid), 2588 nucleotides. RefSeq names its product collagen and calcium binding EGF domains 1 (gene ccbe1). The record is from RefSeq and is a predicted model, not a curated record. NCBI's taxonomy places the organism in Eukaryota, Metazoa, Chordata, Actinopteri, Cichliformes, Cichlidae. The coding region runs from base 137 to 1336 and encodes 399 amino acids. The transcript is spliced from 11 exons. Gene Ontology annotation, molecular function: calcium ion binding.